Centrocercus urophasianus (Greater sage-grouse) is the source of this 4223-nucleotide messenger RNA. It is a transcript of the gene TRERF1, whose product is annotated as transcriptional regulating factor 1. Lineage: Eukaryota; Metazoa; Chordata; Aves; Galliformes; Phasianidae. The record is from RefSeq and is a predicted model, not a curated record. The coding region runs from base 528 to 4016 and encodes 1162 amino acids. Gene Ontology annotation, molecular function: transcription corepressor activity. The transcript is spliced from 17 exons. Gene Ontology annotation, cellular component: histone deacetylase complex; transcription regulator complex. Gene Ontology annotation, biological process: regulation of transcription by RNA polymerase II; negative regulation of DNA-templated transcription.
GGCGGCGCGGUGAUCAAUUAACUGUGCGGUCUCUCGCGGGGCGCCCAAAAGAGAGAAAAAUCAGAGCCCCUCGUGCCGGCCCCCGUGCACUUGUUGCAGACUUGGCGCCAGAUGGAAUUUUGUGACUGGCUGGAUUCUGAAUAGGGCAAGGAGAUGUGUCUGAUAAGAUACAUCAUUUUGAGAUCACAGAAUGAGAACGGCAUGAAAUGUUAUGGCGAAGACAGCACGGCAAGAUACAACAGUCUCACAAGUAAUCAAAAAUGAGAUGCCUGGCACACUGAAUCUAUUACUGUGUGUAAGAUUUGCGCUGUGGUCCAUUUUAUGAAGAUGUGAAGCAACGCUGAGUCUGAUUGGAAUUACUGACAGACUGGAGGAAAUCUUAGUCUUUCUGUUGCACACGCACAUGCUGAAUUAUAAGUAAUCCUAGCUUCUCUUCCCUCCCCUCACUCCCUCACUCAGCUAUCUCAGGGUUCAUAGAGAUUUCAAUGGUUCGCGUGCCUGUAAGAUUGGAACAGAAGUGACCAAAAAUGGGGGACCAGCAAUUGUAUAAAACUAACCAUACUGCCAACAGCAAUGAGAACUUAUACUACCAACACCAAAUGAACUCCCUUCCAUCUCUAAAUCAUAGUUAUGGGACAUCUGUUAUAGAUGCUCCCCAGGCGUCCCCUCUCUCCCCUCACUUUCCCCAAGAUUCAAGAGACAGUAUAGCUUUGCCUGUAGGUUCAAAAAGUCUUGGGUCAAUGGAUACACUUAGACAAACAUGGACGCAUUCUGGCUCAGGAAACCACGUCCCAGUGCGGAACAAUUUGAGUAAUCAAAGCGCAAUGUGGAGCCCCCUUGGGCAGGGAGAAUCUCAUGAUGGAUACCAAUAUUCUUAUUCUCAACCCAGCGAAAAUCGAUCACAAAAAAUUACCAGUGGGGUCCUGCAUAAGUUGGACUCUUUUACACAAGUAUUUGCUAACCAAAAUCUGAGAAUUCAAGUCAACAACAUGGCUCAGGUUUUACACACUGAGACUUCCAUGGCGGAUAAUUCUGGUGACAGCGCGCUCAGGCAGCUACUGUCCCAGAAGCCAGCAGUUGAGCAACAGCCUGUAACUUCCAGCAUACAAAGAUAUCAACCAGUGCCACAGCAGACGCAGAAUUUUGCAAGCACACAGCAAAAGCAACAAAUGCAAGUCAUGCAGCACCAACAGUUGUACUAUGACUACCAGCAGCAUUUGUCACAAAUGCAGAUUCAUUCUGCGUUUCAGCAAGGACAGACGCACGUUCAACAAAUGCAGUCCCAGCAGCUCUUACCGCAACAGAUGCAGCACUUGCAGCAGACUCAGUACUAUGCUCAGCCACAGCAGGGACAUCAGCGACUCUCAAUACAUGAGAUCCAACAGCAGCAGCAACAGCCAACUCGGCAGCAGCAGCAGAGGCAGUGUCCGAUGCAAAUAGCUCAGUAUUACCAAACGCAGCCUGUCAUGCAGCUACAGCAACAACAGCAACAAAUGCAACUGCAGCUUCCUCCGUAUCACAGGGAACCCGAUCCAAAGACUGUGCAUGAACCCCACCAGUACCCCCAGGAUCCAAGUCAUCCUGUGCAGCUCAUCCAGUUGGGAGCAGCGCCUCCGUAUUGCUAUCAGGAUCCGCACGAACAGUACAGGCAUUUGUACCCGCAGGGUUUGCUGCAGCAGCACGACCAGCAGAAGCAAUACACAAGUGAAGGCAGAGCUGCAUCUCUGAACUCCCACGUCGGCCUCACUCCACCGGGGACAGCUGAGGAUCCUGCGCGGUCGGAGGUCAAUUCUGCGGGUAACACUGUACCUCAUCGAACUCUUUUGCCAUCCUCAGGAGCACAUCUGAACAACAGAAGCUCUCAGCAAGACUCUCCGGGCCCUGGGUGGCCUCAGGUGCAAUUGUCAGAUGGCAGACUGCAGCCACUGUCCCCAGAACAAAGUGGCCUGAACAGAGAAACACUUCCCGAGAGAGCGGAUGGGAAGAGCAAGCUAACGUGUUCAGUAUGCUUGAAGGAGUUUAAGAGUUUGCCUGCUCUGAAUGGUCACAUGAGGUCUCAUGGAGGAGUAAGAACAUCUCCUAAUUUCAAACAGGAUGAAGGAGAGAAGCCACCACAGCAGCCGCUGCCUAAAGAGGUGGAUAGCCUCGCGCCCAUCGUCAUGCCAGUGUCUGUCCCUGUAAAGCUUCUGUCACCCGAACCCAGCACGCAGCCCUCUGCCAGCACUGCCACAGUCAAAGACAAGUCUGCCAGCUCUAUGUCAGACGAUGAGAUGCCCGUUCUCGUGAAGAUGACUUUCUCUCCACCGUGCAGUCCAAAAGUGGCCAACCCCUGCUCAUCCUCUGAAAUUAGCAAAAAACCUCAUCAAAAUGCUGCGAAAUUGGAAGAAAACUUCAAACCAUUACCAGACAAGAAGAAGUAUCGGCACAGACCUGAACCUCUCUUCAUACCUCCUCCUUCCUUCAACUUCAGCACAUCCCACUCUGGUGCCACGCUGUACCAGAGCCAGCUUCGCUCUCCCCGUGUCCUUGGCGACCAUCUGCUGGACCGAACACACGAGCUCCCCCCCUACACUCCGCCACCGAUGCUUAGUCCUGUUCGGCACGGGUCUGGUCUCUUCAGUAGUGUUAUCACAUCAUCUCACAGCGCCUCGCACACUCAGCUGCCGCUCACUCCACUCACACCAACUCCACGGGUGCUCCUCUGUCGGUCCAAUAGCAUUGAUGGAAGCGUAGUUCCAGUGACGCCUGGCCCUGGCGAACAGACUGUUGAACCACGAAUUAAUAUUGGGUCCAGGUUCCAGGCUGAUAUUCCUGAGCUGCAGGACAAAUUGCUAAUGGAGAAAGAUGUGCACAAGGCUACUCUGGUUUGGAAACCGUGGCCAGAACUGGAGAACAAAGUCUUCCAACAAAGAGUGGAAGACCUCUUAAAUAUGAGCUGUUCCAGCGUGUUACCUGGUGGAGGAACUAACUCAGAAUAUGCUUUGCACUCUCUCUUUGAGGCAAAAGGAGAUAUUAUGGUUACUGUUGAGAAGCUGCUGUUGAGGAAGCCAGUGAGAUUGAAGUGUCAUCCUUUGGCAAAUUACCACUAUGCUGGCUCCGACAAAUGGACACAUCAAGAAAGGAGGCUGUUCAAAGAGGCAUUGUCCACCUACAGCAAAGAUUUUAUAUUUGUACAGAAAAUGGUUAAGUCUAAGACAGUUGCACAAUGCGUGGAAUACUACUAUACCUGGAAGAAAAUCCUGCGCUGGGGACGGAAACACAGAACACGUUUAGAGAAGAAGAGAGAGGAAUGCAUGACAAGUGGAGAAGAGGAAGUGUUAGAGGAAGAUGAGGAGAUUGAAGAAGACAGAAAGGAAGAAAGGGAAAUGCAGAAGUCUCCUGACCCACCAGCUAUCCCUCUUGUUGGACCUAUAGACCUGCCUACCCUUCAGAGUCUUUCACUUUCUUCAUCCUCUUUCAUCUGUGAAAUGCCAAACUGUGGUGCUGUGUUCAGUUCCCGACAAGCACUAAAUGGCCACGCUCGCAUUCAUGGAGGUACAAAUCAGGUGACAAAGCCACGAUGCACCACUGCAGGCACUAAGCAGAAAUCUGGUACACAGAGCGGGUACUGCUCCAUCAAGAGUUCACCUGCCCACAGCACAACAAGUGGCGAGACCGACCCAACAACAAUUUUUCCUUGUAAGGAAUGUGGCAAAGUAUUUUUCAGAAUCAAAAGCCGCAAUGCUCAUAUGAAGACACACAGACAAAAAGAAGAACAGCAAAGGCAGAAGGCUCAGAAAGCUGCAGUGGCAGCAGAAAUGGCAGCCACUAUUGUGAGAACUACUGGGCCAGCUGGGCAUAGUUUGAUCCCUCUGGAUCACAUGAGUUUGGUUAAACAUGUUGGAAAUGUCGGUGACAUUGAUGACGAUGUUGUUCAGGAGUUAGGUGGCGUCAUGGAAGAGAAUGAAGUCAUGGAUGCUGACCUUUUGUUGGAUGAUGAAGAUGCAGAUCUACUGCAGGAUGAUGCUGAGUUGUAAAUAAAGUUGUUUGAUAAAGACAGCUACUGAGCACACCCUGAAUGCAUCAGUCAGGGAACCUGGACUGUUCGUUUAUUCCCCACUGAUUGUAAACUACCUGAUGAAAAAUGAUAAUUCUUUUAUCCAGGUCCAGAAAAGAAAUAUGCUUUUUUCCCUUUUUUUAUUAAUUUGUGUUUCUGGGGGGAGGAAAUAAAUACUUGGUACAAA